Fusarium poae is the source of this 1980-nucleotide messenger RNA. RefSeq lists its product as uncharacterized. The transcript is spliced from 8 exons. The record is from RefSeq and is a predicted model, not a curated record. The coding region runs from base 1 to 1980 and encodes 659 amino acids. Lineage: Eukaryota; Fungi; Ascomycota; Sordariomycetes; Hypocreales; Nectriaceae.
AUGCCUCGCUCUCGGUCCAGGUCUCGAAACAGACACCAUGGGGGUAAUAGCUCCCGGGCGCUGAAAAUUGCCGUUGAUCGGGUUCGAAAGAACACGACUUCCAACCUUAACGAGCUCAUGAUCAUUGGUAUUGACUUUGGAACCACAUAUUCUGGCGCUGCAUGGGCCACUGUGGCAGACAUCGAAGCCGACGGUGUUAAUAUUGUUACCAGUUGGCCAGACACUGGCGCUCAAGAAGGUAAAGCUCCGACUGAACUCUUCUACGAACAUGGUAAAACUACAUGGGGCUACGGGGUUCCUCUUGAGGUUGAGCCUGUGCGAUGGUUCAAAUUACUCCUGUUAAAGGAAGAGGAUCAGCCACGAGAGAUCAGAGACCAUGAGUACCUUAUAAAGGCUCGCAAUAUGUUGGCCGAUGAAGGAAAGUCCACAGUGGAUGCUAUCGCUGACUACCUGCGUCUUCUCUGGGGUCAUGUGCUGGAGAUAAUAAUCAAGGCACGCGGUAAGAAUGUCGUCGAAGCUCUCUGUUUUCAUGUUGUCAUCACAGUCCCUGCCAUCUGGAAGAACUACGCCCGUGCUUCUAUGCUUGAGGCAGCUCAAAGCGCUGGCAUCACAGCUUCUCGUCGUGCAGGGCCGACAACUAUCUCGUUUGCGCCUGAACCUGAGGCUGCAGCUCUAGCUUCGAUCUGUGAGAGAGCAGAAGACCUAGAAGAAGGUGACGUUUUUGUCAUUUGUGACGCGGGAGGCGGAACAGUGGUAAGAUAUACCGACUUUAUGGUGCAACAAGAACUAAUCGCUUAUCUGAUUCAGGAUCUCAUUAGCUACAAGGUUGAGAGUGUAGAUCCCCCUGCCCUUCAGGAGGCUGUUGUCGGUUCAGGCGGUUUAUGUGGAGGUAUCUUUGUGGAUCAGAAAUUCCAACGUAUCUGCAAAGCAAGACUUGGCCGUCAUUGGAGUAGCCUGAGUCAGACCGGUAUCAUGGAAAUCAUGAAGAAUGAAUGGGAGAACGGAAUCAAGCGACACUUCAAACCUGUAAGUUCCGGCAAAGAAUUCAUCGUCAGGAUUCCUGCCGAGGUCUACAAGGGAGCCGGGCCAAGUGCCGUGGACGACAGUUCAAAGAAGCCCAUCAUAAAAGAUGGUCGGAUUCACUUCCGUAGCGAGGAUAUCGAACAGACGUUUCUCAACAGCUUCACAAGUAUUGCAACGUUACUGGAUGCACAGAUUGAUCAGACCAAGAGAUCAAAUCUCAAGGUCAAGGGUAUUAUUCUUGUGGGAGGCCUUGGUUGCAGUCCCUAUCUCCAGGAAUACCUCAAGGUAAAAUAUAAAAGGAAAAACAUUGAAGUCUUACAAACAGACGGAAUAAAACCUCGAACAGCAAUUUGUCGAGGAGCAAUCUACAAGGGACUAAUCGGUGGUGCUGAAGCCGCACGUGCAACUACAGGAGGUGCCGACGCAGGACGUUCGGGUAGACAUGGCAGAGAACUAAACCUACUUGAGCACAAGAGCCCUGUUACGGUCACUUCAACUCUCUCACGACUCAGUCUGGGCGUCGAAUAUAUAAGGCCGUACGACGAAGACAUCGACGCCGUGUCAGAUAGGUUUUGGAAUGAUGAAGAAGACUGCUACUACGUUAAGAGAGCUAUGAAGUGGUACAUCAAAAAGGGCCAGAACGUAAAAAAGAAUGAACCAUUACGAAGAUCCUUUUAUCGAACUUUCAAGGAUAGAAAAGAUGUACUGCAGUGCGACCUUGAACGGCCUCCUGAUAAGAGUAACCGUCUGGUUACCGAUUUCUGUCAAAUUAAAGUAGAUUUGAAAAAAAGCUUUGAAGACCUGGAUGACUAUGACACUCCAAGUGGAAUGCGAGUCAAGAACAUCGACUAUGAGAUAGAAAUGAUCCCAUCAGGAGCUUCUGUUGAGUUUUCUGUUUAUUACAAAGGCCGAAAGGUUGGGUCUAGUGGUAUGGGUAGUAUCAUGGGCGGUGUUUGA